AUGCCAGAUUUACUGUACCAAAAACCAUUUACAAAUAACGAAUAUUUAUUAGUGAAUAGUAUUAUCAGCGAUAGAUUUUCCUUUAGUCGUUCUGAUUCAACGGGUGGUAACGGUAGUAAUAAUGGAACGGAACCACCGUCACCACGUGGUAGUACUGAUGCUGGUGCACCAGCUGGUUUUCCACGAGUAUUACCGUCACCUGGUGUGGAAGCAUUACCUCAAACAGUGGGGCGUAGACGUAGUACGUGGGAAGCGGUACCACAAGGUAUACCAGCACGGCGGCCAGGAUCAUUUCGACGACAACAACCGCCAGCACCACCGGUAGAACCACCUCAGCCAGACUUUUAUAUUCGAAGAAUAUCAUGGCCAGACGUUGAUGUAUCGGCUGUUUCUGGUGUCCAUGAAAUAGAUGGCUCGUAUUUUGAAAAUAUUAAUGGUGUAAGUUGGGAACAAGAAACACGUCGUGAAACCGCACGUAGAGAUUUUAAAGCAAGUUUUAGUGAAGCGCAACCACCAUCAACAGGACCGUCACGUGAUGGAGCACCAGAUGAUUUUUUAUCCACGAAAGAACGUGAUCAAUUAUAUGUUGAAAUGCUGUAUACAAUUGCAAAUGCGGUUGGUGCCCCAGUCACUUCUGAUGGAAAUUACAAAGAAGAAUUGUACCUUUUCGGUCAAGAAGCUUUUGGAAUAAGCUCUGAUCAUCAUUAUCGAAUGUUACAUGCAGCUGGUGAAGAAAAACCACCCAUUGUCGUUUUAAGUGUUGUAGUUGUAGAAGCUGAAGGGUUGGAAGCAAAAGAUGCCAAUGGAUUCAGUGAUCCAUAUUGUAUGUUAGGUAUACAACCAGUAUCAAACUCUCCCGGCCCACAACCAUCACCAAUUGCAAACCGUGCACUAAGUGAAGGUGGUUAUGGAAGCCAAACAUUAUCGAGCUCAAAUCAUCCAGAAUUAAGAAAGCAUCAUAGUUUUCGUUUGAGUUUCAAAAGAAGGGAUGGCGCCGGUAGUGAUCGGCCAGAUGGCAGUCCUGGAACAGGGAGAACUAUGCCAACACCUCGUGCUCAACGUGAUAGUUUAGGUGCUGCUCAACAAUUACCAGCAAAAUUUAUUCGAGCUACUUCAGUUCGACCACAUACUUUAAACCCUAGAUGGAAUGAAAAAUUUCGAUUUGAUAUAGAUGAUGUGUCAAGUGAUUCACUUCAUUUGGAUAUUUGGGAUCACGAUGAUGAAAGUUCUGUUCUUGAAGCUGUGAGUAAAUUAAACGAAGUUCGUGGAGUACGUGGAUUAGGAAGAUUUUUCAAACAAGUAUGUCAAUCGGCAAGACAAAGUUCACAAGAUGAUUUUUUAGGCUGUGUAACAGUACCAUUAAGAGAUAUUCCGUGCACUGGCUUAGAUGCAUGGUUUAAAUUAGAAGCAAGAUCACAUCGAAGUACAGUGCAAGGACGAAUCCAUUUAAAAAUGUGGCUAUCAACACGUGAAGAUCGUGGAGCCUCAGAAGAAGAUAAUUGGGAGGAAAUGCUACAACAUGAACGACUUAUUCGAGUUUUUUUACGCCAUGAAGCUUUAACUAAUGGAGGAUAUGAUAUGACUUUACCUGCUAUGACAAUCUUACGACAACAUGCUGCUCAAGCAGAUUUAAGUGACUUACAGCGAGCAUCAGCCUUUUUGGCAGCACAUAUUAAUGCUGGAUCGCCUGCACCGGCACUAUUAGGUGCUUUAAGAGAAUUACACAGAGCGUGGGCUGUACCUCCUACUCCUACAGAUCCAAGUCUAUCUCGUGAACAACAACAAUGGAUAGCAGAUAUUUUUACAAAGAUGGUGGAUCGCUCAUUGCAACAAAUUCGAAGACAUCGACAGUUAUUUUGUGGUCCACAAGCAUCUGCUCUUGAACCACUUUUAAGAUGUUUAAGUACCUUAGCAUCGAUGCCAGCAUUUUCCAAAUGUUGCCCAUUCAAUAAGGAAAUUCGCAGUGAAAUUGUAAGUGCUAUUCGAAAAGGUACCAGUGAAUGGUUUGCAAAUUUACGUGCGGCCACCAGUCUACCGGGUGAGCCAGAACGCUCAAUAGUAUGUCUUUGUACAGCAUUACAUGUAGAACUAGAAGCCGGAUUAGAAAUAUAUCAUCCGUUAUUUGAAAGUAUCAAUGGAAUUAAUUAUUUCAAUAUGGUCUACAAAUUAACGGACAAACUAUUAGCAGAUGAAGUCUUAAAUUAUUUGGACCACCAUAGUGGCGAAUCAGCUGGAGGUCGAUGGGUACUAUUGGAACCAGAAUUGUCGGCAAUUACUGGAACAUUUGCAUUAUAUUUAGAGCUUCGAGACUUUGGUUGUCUUGCUACUCAAUUAGGAGCAAAUUUAGUGUCAAACACUGACAGUCACAGACAAUUACAAGUAGCCACACAUUGUCAUGAAUGGUUUGAACCGGCUGUGAAUCGAUGGAUAACAGCAAUUAAAUCUAGAGCCCUACAACGUAUUAGAAAUGCAUGGCGUAUAGAUCACAGACUUGUUAAACAUAGUACCACAGGAAUAGAUGUAGCUAGAUUAAUAGGUGCAUUGCGUGACUUUUGGAUGGUAUUACAAUGGCCGUUUAGUCCUAGUGCUGUUUCUUUAUUAUCAGUCUUGUUGGAUACGGUAUGCGCUUGUUGUUCGUUACAUGCUGAUAUGGCAAGACAGAAAUUAGAGGAUUCUGGAUAUUUCGCAAAAACUGGUCCAUUUGCAGUAAACGAUGAAAUGUGUAUAUGCAUAAAUGACAUGGAGUAUGUUUGUCAGUGUAUUAUGCAUGUCGAACAAUCGUUAGAUCCACAACUACUGGACAACUGUGAGAUGGGAAGAAGCUUAAUCGAAAGAUCUCAUUUAGCACUAGAAAGUAAAAUUGAUGAAGCUUUAAGUCGAUGUGGACCACAAAUGCAUGACGCAUUAAGAAAAGCAGCUUUUCAUUUAGCCUGGUCACCAGAUAGUCUACCAACAGCCCAAGCUAUUUCUCAAAUGUUGGAAUAUUUACAUUCUCAUUUAGCUACAUUAAAUAAGGCACUUUUACCAAGAAACUUCCAGCGAGCCUUAUUACAUGUUUGGGAAGCUGUGAUUUUAUCUUUAAGUGAACAGGCUGAUGCAGGAAGUGUUGCAUCUUCGGAAACACCAUCAGGAUUUUGGCCUCGAUUAUCAGAGGCUUUAGAUUUACUAGCAAAAUGGUGGGUAGGCUCACAUGUUUCAGGUGAAGAUAAUCAAAUUACUAGUUACAUAAAUAUUCGAACCAUGAACUUCAUGCGAUUAGAACAGCGACUAAGAUAUCAUCGAACAGAUACCGAAAGUUUAAUUGAAACUUUCCAUUGUCAGCGUUUACAAGAUCAAAUGAUUGCUCAACAACAACAAUCACCUGGACCAUAUGGUACUUUAUCUGUUCGAACAUACUUCAAUCACGAUUCAUUAUGUGUUGAGGUAUUACAUGCACGGGACAUAAUUCCUUUAGACCCAAAUGGAUUUAGUGAUCCAUUUGUAAUAAUUGAAUUACUACCAAAAAGAUUAUUUUCACGCUGCGCAGAACAACAAACUCACGUCCAUAAAAAGACAUUGAAUCCAAUGUUCGAUGAAUGUUUUGAAUUUUCUGUAACAUUAGAAUCUUGUCGCGAUCCAUCAGCGAUGUUAGCAUUUACAGUUAUGGAUCAUGAUGUACUAACAGCUAAUGAUUUUGCGGGUGAGGCAUUCUUGGCACUAAAUUCAAUACCAGGUGUAACCGAUGCAGGUUCCAGUGUUGAUAACUUCCACGGUUUAAAACAGAUUGAUCUGGUGUUAAUGCAACAAUACGACAAAAAUCAUCCAAUUUUACAAAUCCUGGAAACACGUCCUGGUGAUAAAGUUGCCGCUGAUUUCGUGAAGAAACAGAAAUUACGUUUAGCCACAAAUACCUAACACAUGUUUAAUUCUGAACAAUCCAUAAGUAAUAUAAACUAAAAAAAUU
Molecule: messenger RNA, 3943 nt
Organism: Chrysoperla carnea
Lineage: Eukaryota; Metazoa; Arthropoda; Insecta; Neuroptera; Chrysopidae
Gene: unc-13-4A
Product: BAI1-associated protein 3
Exons: 14
Coding region: 1-3894 (1297 amino acids)
Source: RefSeq, a predicted model, not a curated record